Molecule: messenger RNA, 2728 nt
Organism: Ananas comosus (pineapple)
Lineage: Eukaryota; Viridiplantae; Streptophyta; Magnoliopsida; Poales; Bromeliaceae
Product: thioredoxin reductase NTRB-like
Exons: 2
Coding region: 22-1185 (387 amino acids)
Biological process (GO): removal of superoxide radicals
Cellular component (GO): cytoplasm
Molecular function (GO): thioredoxin-disulfide reductase (NADPH) activity
Source: RefSeq, a predicted model, not a curated record
GGCAAAGUACAUUGACGGUCAAUGCGGCCGAAGGUGUUCUUUAAUCCCCAACCCUUGAUGAGCUUCCGCUCCAAGCUCGCGGCUCUCCUCGACAAAGCCCGCUCCGUUACCGGCACCGCCCCUCCUCCUCCUCCUCCUCCUCCUCCUCCUCCAAACCCUAAUCCACCACCUCUCUCCUCUCCCAUGGAGGACGGAGGCGCCGUCCCCGUGACCCGCCGCACCCGGCUCUGCAUCAUCGGCAGCGGCCCCGCCGCGCACACCGCGGCGAUCUACGCGGCGCGCGCCGAGCUGCGGCCGAUCCUCUUCGAGGGGUGGCUCGCCAACGACAUCGCGGCGGGGGGCCAGCUCACGACCACCACGGACGUCGAGAACUUCCCGGGCUUCCCCGAGGGCAUCCUCGGCCUCGACCUCAUGGACCGUUGCCGCGCCCAGUCCCUCCGCUUCGGCACCACCAUCCUCACCGAGACCGUCAACUCCCUCGACCUCUCCUCGCGCCCCUUCCGCGUCCUCUCCGACUCCACCGCCGUCGAGGCCGACGCCGUCAUCGUCGCAACCGGCGCCGUCGCCCGCCGCCUCCGCUUCCCCGGCUCCGACCGCUUCUGGAACCGCGGCAUCUCCGCCUGCGCCGUGUGCGACGGCGCCGCUCCGAUCUUCCGCGACCGCCCCAUCGCCGUCGUCGGGGGCGGCGACUCCGCCAUGGAGGAGGCCAACUUCCUCACCAAGUACGGCUCCAGGGUCUACAUCGUCCACCGCCGCGACACAUUCCGCGCCUCCAAGAUCAUGCAGGCCAGGGCCCUCGCAAACCCUAAGAUCGAGGUCCUCUACAACUCCCAAGUCGUGGAAGCCUACGGGGAAGGGGAUAAUGGUCCGUUGGCUGGGGUGAAGGUGAAGAACGUCGUCACCGGAGAGGUGUCCGAUCUCAAGGUGUCGGGCCUCUUCUUCGCUAUCGGCCACGAGCCGGCGACCAAGUUUCUAGGGGGGCAGCUCGAGCUCGACUCUGAUGGGUACAUCGUGACCAAGCCCGGAUCGACGCAUACGAGCGUGAAAGGGGUGUUUGCUGCAGGGGACGUGCAGGACAAGAAGUAUCGCCAGGCCGUCACCGCGGCUGGAUCAGGGUGCAUGGCUGCUUUGGAUGCUGAGCACUACCUUCAGGAGAUUGGAUCUCAGGAGGGAAAGAGCGAUUGACUAUUUACAGAUAAAGUUGCCGACGCUUCAAAGAUUUCAGCAGUGGCUACAAAAGCUAAUCUCUGAAGCACAACUAUUUCAUCUUUAUGAAUUGAUCCUUUUGCUUCUCAGUUGUCUUUCUAGAGGGUGGUAAACCUGUCAGUAUCUAUUCAAUCACUAUACACAUUGAUUUUACAUUUGGGCCCAGGCUACCGAUGCCCUGAUAGUUCCUAUGAAAAGGAAGAAAUUUAAUCUUUGUCAUCACAUAUUUGAUGAGCCCCUAUCAGAGGACCUUUAUCAAAAAUUGUAGUUUGAUAUGUGCCAGUUGAUUGCUUUUAUAAUUAAAAUCUGUUUGUUAAGAUGCAUUCCUCUUGUGCAUAAAUUAACUAUAGUUAGUGUUUCUCCUCCAUAUAUUGCCUAUGUAUUGUGGCUUUUUCUUCAAGUUUCUGACAUUAGCUACAAUAAUAGAAGAUGGUACAACGACCAGGUUCAGUUUACACACACCUUUAUUCUGAAUGUUUUGAUCCAACUGCUUACAUAUGAGAUUCCUAUGGAAAUUCUGGGUUUUAUACUUUCUGAUUCUGUCAAGCAAGCCUCUUUGGAUGCGUAUUAUUUUGUGAGCAGAAUAGAAAUUGUCUUUUGUGAUAACAACAGGACAGUUUGACCGUUUGAUAAUUUUUAUCAGGACAGUUUGACCGAUUGAUAAUGUGAAAUUUUGGUCUGCGUACAAGGUGAUUGAUUGUAUGUAAAGAAUUAUGAUUUAGAGAUUACCUUUUGUUUUGGAUUGAUCGUGUAUCUAAAGAAUUAUGAUUUAGAGAUCAACUUUUGUUUUGGAUUGAUUGUAUUUAAACUUUAUUCACUCCAGAGGAUAUGAUGGUUCCCUGAUAUGAAGAAUAGAAGGGGCAAUAUUCGAUUCAGUGCCAUCGUCACCGACUGGAUAUAUCUUUCAGCUGAGGAGCUGUUUGAAACGACAAAGUGGAAGGUGGAAGCUGGUGAUUCCACAAACUUGGAGGAGGCGGAAGUCAUUGCGACGUGCAGCCGCUUCGCAUGGGCUGUGAGAAGAGGUCGCAAGCUCCGCUACAGCUGGAGCUUGCAACUUCGCCUCUCGCCUGCGGGAUAUCGAGAUCAGAGUACGGCCUAAAGUCGCCUGUUUGUGGAGGUCGGGUUUCAUCCAACCAAAAACACUGAGGCGGCAUAACGGGGCGUGAAACUGGGCUAGGGGUGGUUUUUUUUUUAAACAUUGUGCCCCGUUAACGUGGGUAUAAUAAUAACAACUGGUCCAGUUGGUUGGGCGGGCUUGGCCGAGUUCGAAGCGCAAACUUCAACCCGUCUGUGGCCUUUUUUUGGGUGGGGAUUUAGUUUCUGAGUUGGAACUCCACUAGGGAUGUGGGUCAAGUAAGGAUGGCAGGGACCAGUUCUCCAGUAGAAGAAAAUGCAAUAAAAUGAAAUAAAAACGAGUCAAAUGAGCAGGAAGCUGAACUUCACAUGUGAGUCAUGUUGGCCCUACCAACCUUGUUCGCUACUAGUGUUUGAGAUGUAUAUAUACUGCUGAUUUCUUCGAUCG